AUGGGCUUCCAGCAAAGACUGGGAGCUCUGCUUUUGGCAUGGUGCUGCAUCAGCGCACAGGCGCUGGAGAAUGGCUUGGCUCGCACGCCACAAAUGGGCUACAAUUCUUGGUAUGACUUGGAGUGCUCUGACUCCAUGAACGAGACCACCCUGCGGCAGAUAGCUGAUGCUUUGGUGUCGACAGGUCUCCGGGAUCUCGGUUACAAGUACCUGAAUCUGGAUGACUGCUGGGCCAAGGGACGGCACCCAGAUGGCACUGUCUAUGCGGAUCCGGCCAAGUUCCCCAGUGGCACCUUGAAGCCGUUGGCGGACUAUGUUCACAGCAAGGGCUUGCUGUUUGGCACUUACACCGACAGAGGCAGUGCAACAUGUGCUGGUCGCCCAGGUGCCGCCAACCACGAAGAUAUUGAUGCCAAGACCUAUGCCGAAUGGGGGGUUGAUUAUCUGAAAGAGGACUCUUGCAAUGCGCCUUCAAACCAUGAAACUGCUUUCGCAGAGUACGGCCGGAUGCGUGAUGCCCUUAACGCGACUGGGCGUCCUGUUCUGUUUAGCUUGUGUGGCUGGAGCACCUGGUAUGCACCCAUGGGUAAGCUGCUAGGUAAUAGCUGGCGUAUCGGCCCAGAUGAUACAAAUUGGCCCGGCGUUCUGAAGAAUAUCGAUUCAAUGAACGGCUUGGACAAAUUCGCAGGCCCAGGUGGCUGGAAUGAUCCGUGCCUGCUUCUCAGCAGACAGUGGACAGGUGCGAGUCGUGUUUCAGAACUGCAAUCGCGCGCACAGUUUUCCAUGUGGGCUGUUUUGGCGGCACCGCUCUUGAUCAGUGGUAGCAUAUUGAACAUGAGUGCAGAGACACUCGCAACCUACAGCAACAAAGAGGUCAUCGCCGUCAGCCAAGAUCAACUUGGACAGCCAGGGCGACGCUUGUAUGGGAGCUCAUUAGCAGACGGACGUUCCACUGGCAACAUCUGGGGCCGUCCGUUGUCGGAAGGGGCUGCCUUGGUAUUUCUGAACGUCGGCCAUCAACAGCAGAACCUGACAUGUGAUCAGACUUGCUUUGCGUCUUUGGGAUUUGCUGCCACUGACCGCCUGUCCGUGCAUGACCUGUGGUCGAAGAGGCAGCUUCCAGACAUCACAGCUUCACUGACGGCGAGCCUGCAGGCUGAUGGUGGGCACCUCAUGGUCUUUGUCAAGAAAGUCCGUCUCGACGAUGCACAGCUCGUGGUGUGA
Messenger RNA from Symbiodinium sp. CCMP2456, 1224 nucleotides. The record is from the annotation of a GenBank genome assembly. Lineage: Eukaryota; Dinophyceae; Suessiales; Symbiodiniaceae.